CCCCGCUUCCUUGCUCGGACCGAGCAGCCCCGCGUAAGAGGGACGGGAGCGGCGCGCACUGCAGCGCCCGGGCCUGAGGAGGCCUUCUUUUUUCAUCCCUCAGCCUUCCCGAAACCGUCGCCAUCAUGCAGGAGCUCAUCGCCAGCGUGGAUCACAUCAAGUUCGACCUGGAGAUCGCGGUGGAGCAGCAGCUGGGGGCGCAGCCGCUGCCCUUCCCGGGCAUGGACAAAUCGGGUGCUGCUGUCUGCGAUUUUUUUUUAAAGGCGGCCUGUGGGAAAGGAGGGAUGUGUCCCUUCCGGCACAUCAGUGGAGAAAAGACGGUGGUUUGCAAACACUGGCUACGAGGGCUGUGCAAGAAGGGUGACCAGUGCGAAUUCUUACAUGAAUAUGACAUGACCAAGAUGCCAGAGUGCUAUUUCUACUCAAAAUAUGGGGAAUGCAGCAACAAGGAGUGCCCAUUCUUGCACAUUGACCCAGAAUCGAAGAUCAAAGAUUGCCCUUGGUACGACCGAGGUUUUUGUAAGCACGGUCCCCUCUGCAGACACAGGCAUACCCGUCGUGUUAUUUGUGUGAAUUAUCUGGUAGGCUUCUGUCCGGAGGGGCCCGCUUGCAAAUUCAUGCACCCUCGAUUUGAACUUCCCAUGGGAACCACAGAGCAACCACCACUGCCUCCGCCAACACAACCACAGCAAAAGCAAAACAACAAUCCACCAUUACAAAGGUCGUCAUCCCUUAUCCAAUUAACAAGUCAGAACUCGUCUCCCAACCAACAGAGGCCCCCACAGGUCACUGGAGUUAUGCAGUCUCAAAACAACAGCAUAUCAAACAGAGGUGCACGGCCAUUGGAGCAGGUCACCUGUUAUAAGUGUGGUGAAAAAGGACAUUAUGCCAACAGAUGCACCAAAGGACAUUUGGCCUUUCUUAUUGGACAGUGAGCCAGAAGACCGUGCAGCACUUUUAUUAUUACGGGAGCUGAGUUAUGCUUAGCACCAUCUUGAACUGGUGAUCCACCUUUUUUUAUGCCUAUACCAAAAGGACUGGCCAACUGAGGACUACUGAUCUGCCACCCUUUUGUUGGUUAUUUCAUUAUUUGUUUUACCCUUUUAAAGAUAGUGGUGCCUGCCUUUAUUCAAAGAAUGCAAUGCGGAGACAGGCUGAAGAAAAGCAUAAUACACAACCCUUCUUUAAUGCAAUAUUUGGAAUAGGCACUUUUGUUCUAAUAUAUCCGGCCUUGAAGUCUUCAUUUUUUUCAGCAGUCCUUGGCUAUGGCAGAAGAUGGGAAAUAGUAGCAACUGAGCAUGCUGUACAACUGUACUCCUUGUAAGGGGUCUGGUGCAAGGGGUUUUGGUCCAUCCGGUGAAGAGUUUACUUAGCUACUUAUAGUAGUUCACUUUUGUGUUGUUGAGGGGACAUGACCUGUUCUUAUGGUCCAUCCAAUGAAAUGGACUUGCAACUGUAUAAAGGUAUAGAACUCACCUCUCUUUAACUGCUCAGACGAAAAGAGAAGGAGCUUCUGACAGAAUUCUUCCUAUGCACUCAUGGUUAGUGAUAUGACCCUUUCUAGACAUUUGCUUCUAAGUUACAUGAUUUGUAACCUGUAACUUUUCAUAGGGCUAACACUUCCCCUUCCAUGCUGCCAGAGUACUCCGAUCAAAUUGAUUUAACCCCUAUGCAGCAGUUCUAAAAUCAUAAAUGUGAAGGGGAUGUGUGUGUUUGCUCCCCAAUCCUUCCUGUUCACCGGGAAGAUCUGGAGAGACUAACCACAUUUGAUGGAUGGUGGUCAUAGUAUGCUAUGCAAUCAGGGUUCCCAAUCAUGGAGAGGACUAACCAGAUUGAGUUGAGUGCAGGUAAAGUCUCUUCAGGCCUUUGGUUCAACCUGGGAAGGUUGGGGGUGAAGAGGGCAGGGCCAGCAUGGAUGUCCCCUCCAUACUUACAAUGUUAUAAUGACUUAUUAAAGGUGAAUCAGAACACUUUGUAAGUUAACCAUGCAAUACCUGCCUUAGCCACUAUUUCAGACCUGCUACAGUUGCCUAACUAUCCUUAAGUAUUUCUUUCCUGUUCUAAAUUGAUACGCUCUGAUGAAAAGAGCUGGGGUGUGACUUUAAUUCGUGAGAUAUGACUGGGGGAGGGGAAAUAGUAACAUGUGCCUAGGAAGACUAUAACUAGGGUCCUGUCUUAAAUGUCUUAUUCAGGAUGCUUAGUCAAUUAAAACAUUUUUUUAAA
Messenger RNA from Elgaria multicarinata webbii, 2223 nucleotides. It is a transcript of the gene CPSF4, whose product is annotated as cleavage and polyadenylation specific factor 4. The record is from RefSeq and is a predicted model, not a curated record. The coding region runs from base 126 to 935 and encodes 269 amino acids. Lineage: Eukaryota; Metazoa; Chordata; Lepidosauria; Squamata; Anguidae. The transcript is spliced from 8 exons. Gene Ontology annotation, molecular function: zinc ion binding; RNA binding.